Molecule: messenger RNA, 1049 nt
Organism: Rotaria socialis
Lineage: Eukaryota; Metazoa; Rotifera; Eurotatoria; Philodinida; Philodinidae
Source: the annotation of a GenBank genome assembly
GUGAAGAAUUAGACCCUUCAAAUAAUUUUAAAGCAAGCAAUGGAUGGCUAGCUCGAUUUCGUACUCGUUAUAAUAUCCAGUUUAGGGUUAUUUGCGGUGAAAGUCGGUCAGUUGAUCAAAAUACGGUCGAUGAUUGGAAAACUCGUUUGACAAACAUUAUUGAACAUUAUGAUCCUGAUGAUAUCUUUAACUGUGACGAAACCGGCCUAUUCUACAAGCUAAUGCCGGAUCGAUCAAUGACGGUGGACAGAAAUGAUUGUAAAGGGGGGAAAAGAUCUAAAGAUCGAUACACCGUGAUGUUAUGCUCGAAUUGGUCCGGUACUGAAAAGUUAAACCCUAUUGUCAUUGCAAAUGCGACCUCAAAAAUUCAGCCGAUGGACCAAGGAAUUAUUAGAGCGUUCAAGGCGUAUUACAGGCGGCAUCUAGUCAAGCAUAUUAUUGCCAGUGCCAGUACUGCCAUGACAGCUGAUGAUGUCAAUGUUACUGCUUUAGAUGCUGUUUAUUGGAUACAAUCAGCAUGGGAAACAGUGACCGACACGACUAUCAAAAACACAUUUAAGGCAGCCGGUUUCGAAAGGUCUACUAUUUCGGAUGGACUCAAUGUGGCACAAAUCAGUUCAAUUAUAGGUGAAGAUAAUUCAACAGCAGAUAAAUCAAUUGCAGAACUUGAUCGAGUAUUGAAACACUUAACUGUUGGUGGUAAAUCUAUGUCUGCUUAUGACUAUGUGAACUUUGACGAUGAUAUACCGGCAUUUAACGAAUGGGACGAUUCAGUCGACAAAUUAUUAGUAAUCAAUGGUAUUACUACUGAUGACGUCGAUAAUAGCGAAGAUGUGCCCAAUGAAGAGCCACCUUCAUUAUCUGAGUCGUUAGAACUAGUUCGUCGUCUUCGUCUCUUAUCAACAACACAACAGCCGGAAUUACACACCUACAUUAUUCAACUAAAAUCCAAGCUUACUGAUGCAUUCCUCGAUUCAAAUUUGUCAAAACAGAGAUCUAUAUUGGAGUAUUUCAAAUGUUUACCUAUGGAAUCUCCUGUUAAAUCCUAG